AUGGGAGGUCGGUUGUGUAUAAUGGAAGAAAAAUCCUCCCCACAGACCAGUAUUAGUAAUGAGCUUACAGAACAUUUAAGUAAUAAAGAAACUUUUGACCAGUACAAAAUUGUUACCAAUGAAGAGAAAAAAGCUAUUUCCAAAGAAAAUUGUGAUCCUUGUCUCACCACCAAUCAACGUUUUUUGGAAGACCUUCACUCUGCUGUAGACACAGAUUUACCAUUAUAUGCAGCAACACUUCACAGACAACAAAUCUUGAUUCUCAUCGACAGUGGAGCCAGUGCAAACUAUGUGUCACCCCGGAUUAAACACCUUGCCACAAAAGUCUCGAAUAUUCCUGGGCGAUCAGUUGAAACCGCUGGAGGGCAUAGCAUCAAAAUUAACCAGAAAGCCACACUUACACUUUCUCUUAAUGGUUAUACUGAUAUUGUUGAUGCUUUUAUUUUCCCCACUAAAUUCGAUUUGAUUCUCAGUUGCACAUGGUUACAGACUGCUAAACCUGUUCCUGAUUGGCAUUGA
This is a messenger RNA of Phycomyces blakesleeanus NRRL 1555(-), 519 nucleotides long. RefSeq lists its product as hypothetical. The record is from RefSeq and is a predicted model, not a curated record. The coding region runs from base 1 to 519 and encodes 172 amino acids. NCBI's taxonomy places the organism in Eukaryota, Fungi, Mucoromycota, Mucoromycetes, Mucorales, Phycomycetaceae. The transcript has a single exon.